AUGGCUCGCGUUGACAGCACCACAGACUCACCGCUCCUCGAGCUCCUUCUCGGCCUCAAGAACGCGUCAGUUGCCGCCACAGCCGCCACAGCUGCUACAGCCGCUACCACGUCCACGCCGGGUGUCGCGGUGAUUCAUACGAAGGCUCUUCUCCACCCGCUGCUGUCGCGCUCUCACGAUUGCGCCAGCUCCGCUGAAAGGUCUUCCUCCGCCACCGCCGCCGCCGCAUCAGCGUCCUCAGGAGAGACCGAAACCUGCGAGGCGGCAUCCAGCGGCAUCGACGCCACCGCGCCGCUGCUUACCGACCAAUCGGGUGCGCUACUGCCCCGCGCUGCGACGAGUGACGAGUCUCCACCGGCAAUCCGUCCGCGAGUCGCGGAAGCUCCGUCAAGACAGUGGAUACCAAUGGCGGUGCCGCUACAGCCGCCGGUCUCCGCGCGCGAAGCGAACCAGUCGUCCCACGCGGGAUCGCUGAACCAACAGCAGCAGACCGCCGCGGUAGCAGCUGCUGCGCUGAUAGCGGGCGUCGUGCUUCAAGCGGCGAGUGCGGCUGCAGGGAGACGCGGGAGGGCCCCGAUUUCAUCAUCCAACGCCGCAGGUCGUGCGAACUGCGGGCAGAACGAGAUCCCGAAUCGCAAAUUUCUCCAGAAACAGCCGGAGGCUCCGGAAUCGCGGGUUCCUGAGGCGCCGGAGGCUGGAUGCAAUGCGUCCCUCCGGAAGCAGCUGCUCUUGCACGCGCAGCGCGGCAAUUCCUGGGAAUCAAUCCCUUCCGUGAUUCCUGGCGCUGUCACCACUGGCGGACGACUUUCGUCCGCUUCAUCCGGCGUCGCGACUUUGGCGCGUCUCUCGUCGUCGGCUGACGUGGCAACCUUGUCGCUGUCGGCAUUCCUCAACGAACCAAGGAUCACGGCAGCAACAGAGAGGAGUUCCUACAGUGAAUCGCUUGCCAUGGCGCUUCGAGCAGCCAAUGAGGUAGCCAGGAUCAACAUUGGUGGAGUGGGGGACAUGGGCAGUGAUCUUCUGGAUAGUCUUGACUUUGAGCAGCAGGGAAGAUCAUCCCGCAGCAAGAGAUGUCCCCAAUGUGGAAGAAUUUUCUUGUCCGGGCAGGCACUUGGUGGUCACAUGCGGAAGCACUGGAAGGGCCCAAAAAGGCCGGAGCAUUCUUCACGGCAUGCGAAAGACUCGCUUGGUGUGAGCAAGAGCGCUGCUGCCCAGGACAGCAAACACAGCCGUAAGUCGCCUUCGCCGUGUCAGCUGGAACUCAAUAGGCGGUUCUCGGAAGAAUCAAUGGAGCUGGAGAAAGAAGUGGAUGCUCAGGAAAUCGAUUUGGACCUGAGGUUGUGA
This is a messenger RNA of Closterium sp. Yama58-4, 1344 nucleotides long. Lineage: Eukaryota; Viridiplantae; Streptophyta; Zygnematophyceae; Desmidiales; Closteriaceae. The record is from the annotation of a GenBank genome assembly.